Sclerotinia sclerotiorum 1980 UF-70 is the source of this 573-nucleotide messenger RNA. RefSeq lists its product as hypothetical. Bases 1 to 573 code for a protein of 190 amino acids. The transcript has 2 exons. The record is from RefSeq and is a predicted model, not a curated record. NCBI's taxonomy places the organism in Eukaryota, Fungi, Ascomycota, Leotiomycetes, Helotiales, Sclerotiniaceae.
AUGGUUUCAAUGCGCAAUCUCGCACUUGCUGCUUCAAGCAUUCUUUCUUUGGUCUCGGCCGCUCCAACUAUCGAGUCGAGACAGGAUGCUUGGACUCCGGGUACUUUGAACAAUACUCGGGAAUUCUAUCUUCAUAUGACUGUUACGGAUGGAGAUUACACACACAAUGGAUGGGUUUUAGAAGCCUACCACACCGGCGCCGGCAUGGCCGACCCCGUCUUCGUCGACCCCACCAACUCCACCGGCUCCCGCAUGUACUUCAACUCCUCGCAACUCCAAUUCGACGUAAACGCCUACCCAUUUAGCAUCAACGCCUUUCCCUCCGAUACCAACUACGCGCGUUGGGAACCGGUGACCAUUACCGCUGGCUACGGAAGCGGCAAGUUUGUCAAUGAAGGGAGUGCCGGGUUUCAGGUUGAUGAGGAGGAGGCGGAUGGAUGGGUGGUUUGUGAGUGGAGUCAUGGGUUGAAUGCGCCGCAGCUUUUUCAGAUGAUUAAGUAUUUUGAUGCGCCGGAUCCGUAUGUGGUUCCUAGUAGUUGUGCGAGGGUUUUGUUGUUUCCGGUUUGGAUUUAG